Messenger RNA from Guillardia theta CCMP2712, 3270 nucleotides. RefSeq lists its product as hypothetical. The transcript is spliced from 20 exons. Bases 1 to 3270 code for a protein of 1089 amino acids. Gene Ontology annotation, molecular function: serine-type peptidase activity. Gene Ontology annotation, biological process: proteolysis. Lineage: Eukaryota; Cryptophyceae; Pyrenomonadales; Geminigeraceae. The record is from RefSeq and is a predicted model, not a curated record.
AUGGUGCGGGGGACUGCUCUGCUGAUAGCCACAGCGAUGUCGCUGCUGCUGGCGCUAGAGGGGAGGGAGGAGGGAGGGAGGGAGCGAGCGAUGAGAUCGGAAGAGAAAUGUCCCCAGCAGGCGUUGAAACGAGUCGGAUGGGCGGGAGGGAGGCCGAGUGACGAGCAUCUUGCGAAAGCAGCCCUGCAGCUCAGCGACGCCGGGCAACGAGAUCGAGCGAUGGGAUGCAUCAAGGUCGCUCUCAACGACCACCCGAGGUCGCAGUGGGGACAUGCUGCGCUCGGACUAAUGCUCGAGGGAAAGGAGGCAGAUGCCUCGCUUGCCGAGGCAAGAAAGUUCGGAAGAUCCCUUGUGAAGAGCAGGACGUGGGAGGUUUUAGGUCCCUUUCCUGCAGGGAAGAUGGAGCUAGAUGGCGACCCCGUCACGUCUCCUAUCUAUGGAGGAGUUGAGAAUGCCAGGAAGUCGGAUCGCAAGCGAUUCGCGUCAGAGUACGCGGAAGGCGGAUUCGUCAGGUGGCAGACCAGGACAGUUGAGCCAGAGGCAGGGAUGAUGGAGCUAUCCUUCCCAGAGGUCAACUGGAACAAACUUGUCCAGCUCACCAACUCUAUGCCGAUAUUGGAGUGGCAAGCUUGGGUUGCCGUCGACUUUCUCCUCCUCGAGGACAUCAAGGUUCGCAUCUCGUGCAUGGGUGUGCACUCCUUCUCUGUGGACAAGGUGGGCACCCCGUGGUAUGCGGGCGACAUCUACAGGAGUGGGACCUUGUGGACGGUGCUGGAGCUGAGGAGGGGGCGACACACUGUGUACAUGAAGGUGAAGGCCAAGAUCUCGACGCACGUGCAGGUUCAGAUCCUGACGGUCGACGGGGACAAGAAGUUCGAGGUCUUCAGCCCUAAGUGGAUGCCCGAUGUGAUCGACGGGAAAUUCUUCGGCGUCGGCUAUGGAGCGAUUCAAAUUCUCAACUUAGAUUCCAAAUCGUUCCUUUCAGACAUUCAAAUCUCAGUCGCAAAGUCGUCUUCCUCGCUGUUCAGCACUGGAAAACCGACUGUUGCGCAUACAUCCUUGCCAGCGAUCAAAAGCGUCGCGCCCAGUCAAACUCUUGCUCUCCAGUUCGCGAUGGAAGUCGUGGACGGAGGACAAGGCGGGCAGCGGUGCCCCUCCUCGUUCCGCGUUGAGAUCAGGGCAAGGGUGGAAAGCAAGGAGUUCACAGUGACAUCGGAGACUAUCAGCGUUCGAUGCCGGGAGAAGGAGAAUCAGAGUUUCAUCAUGUCGUUUGUGGAUCACGAUGGCUCCGUCCAACACGCUGCAGUGGUUCCUCCUCUCAAGAGCUGCGAGCUAGGGAGAGCUGGGGGAAGAGCGGACGGGAAGUGCCCUGUCGUCUUGUCCAUGCACGGCACAGGCGUGAAAGCCAACGACCAGGCGGAUGCCUACAAGUUGGAGGUCAAGAAAGACGUCUGGGAGUUCGGUGUGCGAGGAGCAUGGGUUCUCGCGCCCACGAGGCAUGGGGCGCACAACUGGGAGAGCAGCGGCAUGCUGUCCUCGCUCUCGGCGUUGGAUGCCUUGGCGAAAAUCACAGAGGCUGGAUGGAAUAAGUUUCUCCCAGCAGACCCAUCUAGGAUCAUCUUCGCGGGUCACUCGAUGGGGGGUCAUGGCGCAUGGCAUAUCUCCACUCACUUCCCCGACAAGGCUCUUGCUGUCGUCACUGCCGCCGGAUGGAUGAGGAAGGAGUAUUAUGGGGAUUCCAAUGUACUCUUCGAACAUGAUAUCUGCACAUCAUACGUCGAUGCGCAGCUCAAGGCGAUCUUUGAAUCCUCAGUCGUCGAAUCCUACGUCGAUCUGCUUGCUCCGAACCUUAAGGGCAUCCCGAUCCUCGCUAGGAUUGGGCAGGAGGACCGAGCAGUUCCUCCAUGGCAGCAGAGGAGGAUGAUGAGAAUCUUAGAAGAAGGAGGGGCGACUGUGGUGUGGGAGGAAAUUCCUGGGAAGGAGCACUGGUGGUGGGACACGGAGAAGCAGAGCGAUGGGGGAUGCAUCAACGACGACAACAUGCGCGCGUUCUUUGCAGCAGUCCUGCACAACACAUCCCUCCCUGUCGUUGACUACUCUAUGAGCGGGACAAAGUCGAAGAGCAGGAAGAAGAAGCUCAAGGUGCCGAGCUCUGGAUUCCUGGACGAGGAGAGCGAGUUUGUGGCUUCCCUUCCUCCUGCCCCUCAUGUCUGUGAAGUUUCGCUCGUUCAUGGUUUGACCCCAUUACAGGAAUUUGACUUGAUCGUCAUGAACCCGGCGAGUCAAGGGAGAAUAUCUGUUAAACUUGCUAACGACACUUGGAUCUUGAAGACAAGAAACAUUCGUCGGUUUGCCUUCGAGAAAAGUGCUGCAACCCCUCACCGCCUUCACUUCUUUCAACGAGAUGUUCUUGUCGACGGCAUCUUAUUCUCAGCUUCUGAUCCGCAUGAGUCAGUCGAGGCGCUAGUCAGCUCCUCCCAGCACCUCUGCUCCGACCCCUUGUCAAACAGCAAGUGGAGGAGGUGCCGGGAAGAUGAGAUGUUGUCAAAACCUGCUGCACAGCUGUUUCCAGCUGAGAAGGGGCCGGAUACUUAUGGACCAGCUCGACUUGUGGCGGAGUCUCCUUUCUUUUUUGUUGUUGGUGGGCAGAAGGAGGAAUGCGAGGCGAGCAAGGGAGCUGACGGCAACUGUUCUCGUCAACCUUCGCUGUCACAUCUCAUGCUGAGCGGUGCCGUCUACCUCGCCAACCUUCAUCACUCUGCUGCCGACGCGAACCCGCAGAUCCUGCUAGACGAGCAAGUCACAGACAGCAUGAGAGCAGGCGCAAACCUCAUCCUCUUCGGCUCCCCCAAGGACAACAAGGGCCUCCUUCCUGUUCGCUUUGGUCCCAUGGCAGCAGCAGCAAAUCUUCCGGAGGUUCCUGACGGCGCCUUCGCCAUCGGCAAGUGCAUCUUUCAAGGCCCGUCGGUCGGGGUCAUCUUCACGUUUCCUCUUCGCAAGGGCCUGUCUGUCGGCGAUGCUCGGGCAGGAGCGCUAGGGCUCGUGAUAGUGGGAGCAGACGAGGAUGGUCUGAGGGAUGUGCUGUCCUUAGGGCAGCCGACAAUCCCCCCCAUGGUUCGUCCCCCCUACGCCAACAUGCAGCCAGACUUCGUUGUGACUGGCCCAGAGCUCACGUGGAAAGGAAUAGGUGGUGUCCUUGCAAGCGGCUACUGGGGAAACAGCUGGGAGUUUCUUCCCGAGAGCUCAUACAGCAUAGAUCCUUGCGCGUGA